GUAGAUUUAAACAACAAGGGCUUUUGUAACCACCAGCAUUCCAAUUUCUACGCCCUCAACGACCAGUCCUAUGCGAACAGUCAGGGCUGUCAACCCAUAGCCUACAAGUGUGACUCCUAUGACAACUACAACCGGGGUCUGUGCGCCGACUGCGGCACUGCCACCGAAAAACAUUGCGUCCCAAUGGAGCUAAGCCUCGAUUACUGGGACGACAAAUCUAAUUGGAUUACUAAUCAGGGUAUAAACCACUUCUACAUCAAUACCGGCAGCGCUAUCACCGACGGCUACUGCCUAAAUACCUAUCAAGUUGUGGUGGUGACGGAUGACCCGACCUGUUCCGGUCAGAUGCAACUCGAGUUAUCCGAAGGUUAUAAUAUUGCAAUGACUUUGAGCAGCGCUAAUGAGAUUAAGACCCCGAUCACCGGUAAGACCGGUUACACCGCCCUCUUCGCCAACCCGAAGAUACUGUCGGCCAGUUUUAGUGUCAAACUCGACGGACAAAACAAUAUUAAUUGCAAAGUCAAUGAAAUUGACUUCAAUUAUAUGAGCAAUAAUGAUGAGAGUAUUCGUCAAAAAUUAUCGGCUGUAUUGAAGUCAACAGACGGCGGAAACUUUAGUUAA
Messenger RNA from Medioppia subpectinata, 621 nucleotides. The record is from the annotation of a GenBank genome assembly. NCBI's taxonomy places the organism in Eukaryota, Metazoa, Arthropoda, Arachnida, Sarcoptiformes, Oppiidae.